This is a messenger RNA of Olea europaea var. sylvestris, 544 nucleotides long. RefSeq names its product protein TAPETUM DETERMINANT 1-like. Gene Ontology annotation, biological process: cell fate determination. NCBI's taxonomy places the organism in Eukaryota, Viridiplantae, Streptophyta, Magnoliopsida, Lamiales, Oleaceae. The record is from RefSeq and is a predicted model, not a curated record. The annotation marks the transcript as partial. The transcript has a single exon.
GAAAAGAUAAAGGGAAAGGGAAAGGCAGGGGUAAAGCCUGACCGCAUAUGGGGCGACAAGUGUUCGAAAUCUGAUAUAGUGAUAAUCCAGGGGGCCACAGAAUCACUGCCAAAUGGUAUUCCAACGUACACAGUGGAGAUCAUGAACGUAUGCACUUCCGGGAGCGACAUUUCGGAGAUACACUUGAGUUGCGGUUGGUUCAGCUCAGCUCGACUGAUCAACCCUCGUGUCUUUAAGCGGCUUGGAUUUGAUGAUUGCCUAGUUAAUGACGGUAAACCCCUUUCCAUUGGCCGCACCAUCUCAUUUCAAUACGCCAACACCUUCCCUUACCCUCUAUCUGUCUGGUCCGUCAGUUGCUGACUGAGUCCGCUGGUCGACUGCUAAUUCAUGCUGAUGAUAUACUACUAACAGAACGUAUGUAGAGGGCUAAUACUUUGAGAUAAGGCAACUUAACAGCAGAGAGAAGUUGAAACUAGGAUUCAUUUUUGCUAUCAUCUGCUCUAUUUUGCUUUAAAUGUGCUGAUAGGAGAAUUUUUGGGCAUCU